AUGGCGGUACUGCCUCUCCAGCGGGCGGUGCGUGCAGGGGUAGCCGCGUGUCUUCUGCAGCUUGCCCUUCUUGUAAGCUCGAUGCCAGCUGCUUUUGCGGCUGAGGGAUCGUCAGAGCCAAUCCCAGCUGAUACUCAAGGGGAAGAAUCUCCAUUGGGAGAAUCACAGCCGCGACUACCCCACGGCAACACUUUUCAAGUGGUAGAAGACAUAGAGGGCAUGGAUGGAGAAGCCAGCGCAGAGUGGUUGAGCAUGCAGGCUCACCUGCCUUUGCUUAAGCUGGCACUGCCGGCCACGUACAUGAGUACACUGACCGACGUCAACUUGCCAAGAUAUGCAGGAAAAGUAGAAGCGCAAGACUUGGGCGUCAUGGAUCAGUUAAUAGACGGAGUCCGCUUACUAGAUGUCCGGCUCUGGAGGAGUGAAAAGGAGACAGACCCGACGUCAGCCUGGUUUACAGAGGUCCCAUGGAGGCUCUAUGAAGAUGGCGAAAUACUUAAAAAUGUUGCUAAUGGCAAAUCUCCUGCAUCCUUCACUCAGACAGAACUUGAGGCCCUUGAAGUUCACAGUCGGACUAAUGUAGUGGAGGGUCUGUUCAAGCCAGUUUUGCAAUUCUUACGCAAGUCCCCGAGUGAAGUCGUGGUCGUCGUGUUUUCAGCAGUAAAUGGUAACACACACACUCAACGCAAUAUGGUCGCUAAGGGUUCCGAGCUCGCUGAGUCGCUUGCGCAUGCGGAGGAGCAGCUAAAGGCAUUCUUGCAUAGUGGCCAGCCGUACAGCGACAACGCCCACGAGGCGAACUCCCCAACUACAGAUGGGGCUUCUUCUGUGGUCCGAGUAGGGCCACACUCAGCUUACCAUAGUCCCUGGCUCGACAGCUUUGUAAAGAAGGGUGUGUCUUUCAAGCACUUCGCGGAAAUCACCGAGCUUAUAGAUACACACUGGGGGCCACUGUUGCCUCACCACACGGAUACGUUUGUAGACGCAGAUAACAAGGAUCAGAGUAUGACGGACAGUGUCGCGGAUGUUCAGUCCUUCAGGGUGUGGCAGCGUAGCCAAGGAAUUGCGCUCCUUGGGAAGCCGAUAUCAGAGCUUCUCGACGCAAAAGUGAGGCUAAUUCUGCUCGUUGACGAUCCAUUGUUCGCGUGGUUCAUUACAACUAGGUCACGCUCCUCGGUGCUGGCCCUGGUGAAGGCGGAUCAUUUGUAUGAUGUAUCUUACAUGUCCGAGUCGCAUUCUGCUCCGUGCGCAUCCCCACAUACCGCGCGAACUGGAGAAUCUUCGGAAAGUCGCGACAGCAGCUGGCCAGCUUGUCGUAGUUGGUGCGCGUUAGUUGGCUCCAAGGAGUGUACAUCAUGGUCAUGGAAGCCAACUGGUACGGACCAAAGAAUGUCGCCUGUGAGGAGUCGUCGAGAAGGUGACCUCAGCAGCAUCUGGGACGAGAGAGUGGAUGAAGAACCGGGAAGGUGCGAACUCUUCACUAGGGCACCGGUUGAGCUCUCAUUUGAAGCUAUCACUCAAGGAGUGGAUUGCCCGAAUGACGACCUUAUGACGUCAGAGCUCCCAUGGGACCAUAUGGUCGUUAUGGGGGAUUUACUGCUUUCCGUUUUGCCGGUUGUUAAGAUAUCGGCAAACUCUCGUCGCCGCAACAUGCGAGGAAUGGGGACUGUGAGUUUUGGAUUUGAUUCCCGAGUGUCUAUGCUAACCACGGGGUCUCCAAGCGGCCACGAAGAGAAGUAUGGCAUUUCGCAGAGGCUUAUCCGCGUCUUGUUUGCCCCACCAACGCCUCAAGUUCGCAUAGAGGCAUCGCAAAGGACUGCCUACAGCAGCAAGGGCGAUACUGUGAGGCGAUUCAAUGCAUCGCUUGCGGAUUUCGUGCUAGCGCUGCUUUUGCGUUAUCAUAUCCUGGAGAGGAACCAUGUGACGAGUAGGCCGGUUAACGCCAUUCAGAUAGCGAAAUACCGCCGUAUAAGGAGUCGCUUGGAGCCAUUCGCUUCCGCUAGUUUCUUCCAGCACAUGACGAUCCUAAACCCUUCGGCGGCCAUAAACCCCCACCUAUUGGCCUUUCCGGAGGAAAGCUACGGUGUUCCGUUCAAGGAUUCCAGGGUCACAGUAACUACCCAUACUUUUCCUCCACCUCAUGUGCUCGAAUUGCUCGUUGACAGUUUUUCAUGUGUGCCCCGAGGAACGCAUUGGUUGCGUUGA
This is a messenger RNA of Eimeria maxima, 2205 nucleotides long. RefSeq lists its product as hypothetical. Bases 1 to 2205 code for a protein of 734 amino acids. The record is from RefSeq and is a predicted model, not a curated record. Gene Ontology annotation, biological process: lipid metabolic process. Lineage: Eukaryota; Apicomplexa; Conoidasida; Eucoccidiorida; Eimeriidae. Gene Ontology annotation, molecular function: phosphoric diester hydrolase activity. The transcript is spliced from 5 exons.